CAGCUGUCUGGGCAACACUGUCAUCUUGGGUCUCAUUCAUGUUCCUUUCUUCAGCGCAAGGAGGAAAACAAAUGUCCAGAAUCUGUGCCUCUGACAACAGCUUCCCACAAUGGCAGAGCUAUGCCCCACACACUAUGAGCUGACAACCUUGGAUGAGGAGAACUUAUGGGAAAUAAUGGAGAACCACCGACAUAAGAUUGUCCACAAUGUCUACCCCAAUCGACUGACUCCUUACCUGCGACAAGCCAAGGUGCUGGAUCAACUGGAUGAGGAAGAAGUUCUGCACAGCCCCAAGUUCACUAACAAUGCCAUGAGAGUAGGAUACUUGCUUGAUGUGCUGAAGACACGAGGAAAAACUGGUGCCAUCGCCUUUGUGGAAAGCUUAAAGUUUCAUAAUCCUGACAUUUACACCCUGGUCACUGGACUAGAACCUUCUGUUGACUCUGGCAGUUUCCGUGGCCUCAUUGAUACUUCCACAUUGACUGAGUGCCUAGCUAGUGCCAUCAAGAGCCUACAGCAGGAGCUGUCACAGGAAAAGCUAAGAAGCCAUGUGCUGCAGCAGCAAUGCCAAAAGCUCAAAGAACAACUACAUAAGCUGGAGGUCCAGAAUAAGAGUUUAGGGGACAUGGAAGCUGAGCAUAACCGCAUGAAGAGGGAAGUCAGUGCCCAUUUCCAUCAGGUGCUGAAGCUGAAGGAUGACAUGUACAACUUGUCCAUGCGUUACACCAGUGCUCUACAGGACAAGGACCUAGCCAUCACCCGCUGCCAGAGCCUGCAGGAGGAGUUGUAUCUAAUGAAGCAGGAGCUGCAUCGGGUCCAAAUGUCUUCCUCUUGUGAGCAUGAGUCUAGAGAAAGGUCUUUGAAAAGUAGGAAUGACCUGGAACCAGAAGAGGAUGAACUCAGUCAGCUCAAGGAGGACACUGAGAAGCUUAAUUCUCUGACCUUUAGCCAGGCAGAGAAGGACAUCUUGGAACAGAAUUUGGACGAGGCCCUGGAUAGCAAGCAGGAGCUGGUGGAUCGCAUCCAUUCCCUGAGGGAAAGAGCAGUCACUGCUGAGAAAGAGCGUAAGCAGUACUUGGAAGAAAAAGAGAAGACCUUCUUUCAGUUCCAAAAAAUCAAGGUGGAUUUUGAAAUCUACAAGGAGAAGACCAAUGCCCUGCAAUGCCAGGUGGUGGAACUGCAGAAAGAGCGAGACCAGGCAUACAAAGCCAGGGAUCUGGCCCAGAUGGACAUUGCUCACAGUUUGACAGAAAAAGACUCCCUCCGAAGAAAAGUGUUUGAGCUAACAGAUGAGGUCUGUGAACUACGGAAACAGCUCCAAAAGAUGCAGGCAGAACCAAUGAGUGAGAUUAAAGAGGAUGCUGGGGAACCCUCAAAGAAGGGGAAACAGAGACUCACAAGGAUGUAUGCUAUCAACCCUCAGGAGGACAGGGAUUUCAGCCUCCUAAGUUCCACAGAGCACUGGCCAGAUCUGAGUACUACCUCAAACCAGGAGCCAAUGGGAAGCUUCUGUUCUAGUAGCCCUGUGCCUCCUUGUAAACAAUCACUCUGCAAGCGAGUCACUGAAGACUUCCUGGAAGACUCCAUUUCUAUAAGCAGCUCCCAGGAGAUUCUUAAUAGAGACUCUGGUGUCUCUUCAGCAGAGAAGUUAGAUGACAUAGAACUGACCUAUGAAAUGGGAGGUAAAGGAGCAGGUCUCCCUGGAACAGAGAAUAUCCAAAAGGCAUUUUUUCCAAGUCCCUGCUCUCCAGAAAGCAAUGUCCUAAAGCGUCGCCGCCCUGCUAGGAAGAUCCUAAGUCAGGUAACAGGACUGGCGUUUCAAGGGGACUCCUUCUUGGAUCAAAUCAGCAUCAUUGGUGGAAACCACACAGGCAUCUUUAUUCACCGGGUCACCCCUGGCUCUGCAGCAGAUGAAAUGGCUUUGCGUUCUGGCACCCAGAUCAUAAUGGUGGAUUAUGAUUCAAAGGAAGUUACAUUCAAGGCUAUCCUGGAGGACACAACCCUUGAGCAGGCAAUAGGGCUUCUCAAGAGGGUGAAUGGCUUCUGCUCUCUAUCCGUGAAGGUCAACAUGGAGGGUUACAAGAGGUUGGUCCAGGACAUAGAAAACAAAGUGACCACCUCAGGAGAUUCAUUCUAUAUCCGGGUCAACUUGUCCAUGGAAGGAAAGGCAGAUGGGGAGCUACAAGUGCAGUGUAAUGACAUCUUACAUGUCACUGACACCAUGUACCAAGGCCAAAGUUGUUGGCAUGCUCAUCGAGUCAAUUUGUACAGCAAGAAGGACACAGAGCAUGGCACCAUCCCCAACUACUCACGGGCUCAGCAGCAGCUUAUCACCAUCAUCCAGGACAUGACUCACCAGAGAAAAGUCAUCCGAAAGUCAUCUGGGGGGCAACAGAAAUUAGUGCGUAUCAUCAGCAUGGACAACACCAAGGCCAACCCACUAUGGUCUUCCUUGGAUGGGAGCCAGGCUGAGUCCAGCAAGUUGGAAGAAUCAUCUAUGCUGUGUUUCUGGGCAGAAAGUUGUUUUACACUGGUGCCUUACACACUAGUAAAACCCUACAAACCAGAUAAGCCUCGACCUGUGCUUUUUGUGCCUAUGGUGAUUGGGAGGAUCCUGAGUGAGAAACUGAGCCUCCUCAAGGACUUUGAGAAAUGCCCAUCAGAGUAUCUGAGCCAAGAAGAGUAUGAAGCACAGAGACAGAAAGGAGAUAUAAUCCACGAGAAGGAGGAGCCCAGCCACCACAGUUGUGUAACCUAUAAGGCAAUAGUGUCCUUAAUGCAGAAGAAUAUUCACUGUCUACUGGAUAUCAGGCUGGACUGUCUGCAAGCCCUACAUAGGAUUGAGAUCUUCCCGAUCAUUGUCCACAUUCCUGUCACUGAGAAGAAUGCCAAGAAACUCAGAAAAGCCCUGCAGCGGCUUGGAACUACAGAAGAACAGAUCCUGGAAGCAGCCAAAUGUGAGGAAGCUGAUCUGGAGAGGGCACCUUGUUUAUAUGCCAGCCUGGUCCCUGAUGGCUGGAAUGAUGCAGAUUCACUUGCCAACUAUGCUCGCUUGGCUGUCACCGAUGAGCAGAAGAAAUUUGUUUGGAUAGAACAAGGUCCCCGAUAACCAUCCCAUACAUGGACCUCUUCCCUGUUUCAACUGCAAGACCCUUUAUAUUCAUUCUCUACUUCAAUUAGUACUUUUUGUAAGUUUUUCAACCUUUUAACUCACUUAAAAUUAAUAUUCUGGGUUAGAAAUCAUGCAAGGAAGGAGAAAUAAAUGGAGAUCUGGAAUGAGCCUCAAGGGGGCUUAAGGCUAUUAUACCUUUUGUCUUUGGUGGGUAAUUGAACUAUCAAUGCAAACUAAUUUAUUCUAUAUUUCUUUAUGAAAACUAACAUAAGGCAACUUCACUGUUUCACUGAGACUUUAGUAUUGUCUACAUUUUUAUAGAGCAGAUAUUUCCUCAUUGAGUAUCACUCUUCCAUCUUCUUUUCUCAGAGGAAGGAUUCUGAGACAUCUCUCUGGAGAGGUUUCUAUAAUCAAACUGGCUAGAAGAGCCAGUUUUUUAUUUUCUACCUUUCAAUAUGUUAAAUAGUUGGUUGUGGCAGGAAGCCAGCUGUCCUGGUGCCUGCUAGGGCAAUCCCUAUGCCUUCCCAUAAUGAGAGCACAUAGCACUUCCCCAUUCUCUGACCUACUCAGACUCUGGUGGUAAAGAAAUAAUUCAAGUUACAAAAAAAAGUGUUUAAAUGGAGAUAAGAUUUCUGUGUGAUGUAGAAUAUGAGAAAUGGUUUCUAGGCAUGGAUCUAUGAUAUCUGGCCUGAAACACUAGAAGACCAGUACUCUGGAAACAGGAACCCUGAAGUUCUGGCAUUGUCUCAUUUUGCAAUAAUAGGUUUAACCAUCAUGAUCUAGCAAAAAAGAGUACUGGUCAGACAAUCUAAAUCUUGGCUGUCAUUGUGACGCUGACUACAGUACACUUUUCUGUUUUUUAGUUUUAGUUAGUUUGUUUUUCUCAUGUAUAAAAUGUGGGGGUGGGACUCCAUUAUCUCUAAGGCCCCUUUCAGGCCUAACUGUAUGAUGCCAUGAUCAGUUGAUGGAGGUCAGCUUGUUUCUUCCCUAACAGUGUUUGAGUAUAAACCACCACUCCCAAUUCUUCUUAAGAGUUUGGAUUCUAUCUUUCUAGGACAUGUAGGGUUCUUGCCCUAACCUUACCUCAAGGCCAUGGCAGUCUUAGGUUUCUUAGAGUUUUGAGAAUUGUUCCCUGUCUCUAGUCCCUAAGAUUUGUUGUCUUCUGAAUUAACUUUGCCUUCACUUGACAGGGAAGAGGAUGCUUUUUAUGUUAAAAGGAGAUGUGAGGGGGAGCUAGGUGGCUCAGUGGACUGAGAGCCAGUCCUAGAGUUGAAAUCUGGAUUUAAAUCUGACCUCAGAAACUUCCUGGCUGUACAAUCCUGGGCGAGUCACUUAACCCCAGUUGCCUAACCCUUACCAUUCUUCUGCCUUGGAACCAAAAUUCAGUAUCAAUUCUAAGACAGAAGGUAAGUAUUUUUUAAAAAAGAAAGGGGGGAGUCCUAUGACAAAGCACCAAGGGAGCCAGCACAGUAUAAUAGAAAGCACAUUAGAUUUGGAGUCAGAAAACUUGGGUUCAAAUCUCAGUUCUAAAAUUUACUACCCAUGUGUCCUUGGCAACUUAUCGAAACUCUCUUGGCCUGUUUCCAAAUUUCCAAAAUCAGUUUAGGCGAUUUGAGGCUCCAUUCAGUACUAAAUCUAUGAUAUGAUUCUAUAAUAGGGAAUCCUUGGUAGAAAGAACCAAUCAAUGUUUGGAAGAGAUGGUGUAUAAGACUGUAAGGAAGGUCUCAUAGAACCACUGCCCAAAACAGAAUGUCUUAUAUACAACAUCCAUCUAUUGCAUAGAUAUGGGGAGAAAUCCAUGGGAGCUAAUAAGACCUAUUGGAGACUUCUGUGUGAUCUUGUCAUCACUUCCACCUAUUACUGUGAAUCCUAGAGACAGAAGUAACCAAACACAUCUUGUCUAACUUGUUAAUUUUACAGAGAUGGGUAAUGAGCCCUAAAGUACAAGAGACAUUUCCAAGGUUGUACAAAUGUCAACCUUAAAAAACACAUAACUACUAAAGUAGUCAUCUAAACGAAAUCUUUAAUCGGGAAAGAGAUAGUGUUCAAUAUUGGGCUGCCACACAGAGUCGAGCACCUAAAAACCACAGAGCCAAGGGGGCUCUGGGGCUCUGGGACUCUGGGAACAGUAUCUCUGAGAGGAUCACCACACGAGAUAAUUCUCCAGAGAACAAUAAAACAUAGGGAUCUUAUAUACUUUUUGGGGAACUCAGGAUAUCAAACAUACAUUGAAGGUUGUAAGCAAGCUUGGGAAAGAGACUGUAGCCAGAGGCUGGGGUAUCAGGAAGUGGAAAAGGAUGGUUCAUUUAUGCCCAAAGGGCUUUAAAAGACUGCCUGCCCUUUGAUCCAAUCAUAUCACUGCUGGGUUUGUACCUCAAAGAGAUAAUAAGGAAAAAUACAUGUACAAAAAUAUAGCCAUGUUCUUUGUGGUGGCAAAAAAUUGGAAAAUGAGGGGAUGCCCUUUGAUUGGGGAAUGGCUGAACAAAUUGUGGUAUCUGUUGGUGCUGGAAUACUAUUAUUAUACUAAAAGGAAUAAUGAACUGGAAGAAUUCCAUGUGAACUGGAACGACCUCCAGGAAUUGAUGCAGAGCAAAAGGAGCAAAACCAGGAGAACAUUGUACACAGAGACUGAUACACUGUGGUAUAAUUGAAUGUAGUACUUUUAUAUGGGAAUGGGUUUUGAACAAUGAUAUGUAUAAAACCCAGUGGAAUUGAUCGUUGGCUCUGGGAGGAGGGGAUCAGAGCGGGGAGGAGAGGGAAAGAACAUGAAUCAUGCAACCAUGGGAAAAUAUUCUAAAUUAAAUAAAUAAAUUUAAGAAAGA
Molecule: messenger RNA, 5934 nt
Organism: Monodelphis domestica (gray short-tailed opossum)
Lineage: Eukaryota; Metazoa; Chordata; Mammalia; Didelphimorphia; Didelphidae
Gene: CARD14
Product: caspase recruitment domain family member 14
Biological process (GO): regulation of apoptotic process
Cellular component (GO): cytoplasm
Molecular function (GO): CARD domain binding
Source: RefSeq, a predicted model, not a curated record